CAAGAUGUCCAUAGGAUUAGUCGCUCCGAAUGCGAUUGACUUUGGCAUUCAAAACGCAUGCAUUUUCGUAAUAAAUAAAUAAAUUGAACGCAUACAUUUUUUAAGAAUACGUUGAUGUGUUGCAAUUGUAUUACCAAAGCGAAUUCUUGCAAAUUCUUGAUUUUUCUGACGGAACAGUGAAAGAUUAGAACUAAGAUGAGAAAUAUGGGAUGAUAUGUCGAUUUUUUUUCAUUUCAUUUUUUUUUUUUUUUUUCUUACGGUACGUCUUUCCAUAUGAUUAAAUAGAUUUCGUUCGUUGUGAUAAUCUGUGCUUACGUUUCUCAAUAUAUUCAUUGAAAUACUUAUUGCUCUCCUAUUAAUAUUCAUAUUACAUGAAAUUGUUAACAAGAAUAAGCCAUAUUGCAAUAUUUUUAAAUUUCCUUCGCUCACCCCUUGCACAAUCAGAAUAACCGGACGCGAAUAUUAAAAUGCAAUUUUUAUAAGGCGGAAAAAUCAAUAAAAUAGGAAAUUACCAAAGAGACUUUUUAUGCAAUUUUUCCUGAAUGGUUGCUUUCUUUCGCAUUUAAUGCGAUACUCGUAGGGUUUAAUUUUAAUAAAGUACUGUUUUUUUUUCUCUCCAAGAGUUACGCUUAUCUUGUCAAUAAUGUUUUUAUCAUAAUAAAUAUUUGAAUAUUGUAAUAUAUAUGUAAAUAUUAAAUUUAAUAUUUAAAAUGACCGCGAUCUCACAAUUUUUGUUGUAAAUGCGAUUUUGUUUCGUUUAUAUGGUUUCAUUACACCCACUUCAAAAAAAUGUUAAAUUUCUUAAAAUUGUCGCGAAAAUUCAUUAACGCCAAAGAACCAGUAUGUUUGGUGUUAGGUAACGAGGCAUGCGAUUUGGAUUCGGCGGUUAGUGCUCUGUCAUUAUCCUAUUUCUAUCAACACAAUCACCAGCGUCUAGAGACUUUAAAGUGUCGGAAUUUUUUGCCCGUACUUAACAUACCUAAACAUGAUUAUCCUUUGAAAACCGAAGUGCAUUAUUUAUUCCAGCAGUUAUCACUUAGCGAAGAGUAUUUAACAUUCCGCGAUGAGCUGUCUGUGGAAUUUAUGACAAGGUCCCAAUUUGUGUUGGUAGACCAUCAUAAUAGCCCUUGGUCAAAACAAGCAAUAGUCGUCUUUGACCAUCGACCCAGAGACGAAACUGCUGAACUACCACUUGAUUGCUCUAUACAUUUGGAAUUAGUGGGUUCGUGUUGUACCUUGAUAGCGGAAUUGAUGUUAAAGGCUGAAAUGACCACAAUCAAGGAAAUCGAAAUCUUAAAGCUAUUGCGCAGUACCAUUGUAUUGGAUACAGUUAACUUUUCAGAGUCUGCGAAAAGGGCUACAGCUAAAGAUCAUGAAAUUUGCUUUGCUUUGGAAGAAAGACUAUGUGCUAUAUCUCAACAAGAAACACGUAAGCAAGUGUUUGACAAUUUGGUAAAAGCUCGCAGUGACGUUCGCUCUCUGACUACAUUUCAAUUGCUUAGGAAAGAUAUGAAAUUGAUUUCUGACAUACAAAGUAAUAAAAAAAUCGUUUUGCCCGGCUUUCCGAUGUUGGUGCAAGAAUUUAUCAAAAAGCCGCAGGCUGAAGAAGCUUUAAAGGAGUGUGCCCGUAACACUGAUAGUUCAGUUAUUUUAUUGUUGGGGAUGCACAUUGACAUUGAUCAAGAUGGUAGUGUGCAACGUGAUUUGGGCUUGAUAAACAUAAAAGAUUCCCAAUUGUUUGCAAGUGUUAAACGAAAGUUGGAGACAAUGUCCGAACCAAACUUACAAUUGGAAGAAAACCACGGCUGCCAUUUCAUGCAAGGUUGUUUCUUUAAACAAGGUAAUAUAAAAGCUACUCGUAAACACAUCCUUCCAGCUGUAAAUCAAAUUUUAAACGAUUCACAAUAAAAUCUGGAAAAAUUAUUGACAUUUUUUUC
This is a messenger RNA of Glossina fuscipes, 1937 nucleotides long. It is a transcript of the gene pn, whose product is annotated as exopolyphosphatase PRUNE1. Gene Ontology annotation, cellular component: cytoplasm. The transcript is spliced from 2 exons. The record is from RefSeq and is a predicted model, not a curated record. Lineage: Eukaryota; Metazoa; Arthropoda; Insecta; Diptera; Glossinidae. Gene Ontology annotation, molecular function: exopolyphosphatase activity. The coding region runs from base 790 to 1908 and encodes 372 amino acids.